CAUGGCUGCCCGCUUGUGAUCGUCGUUUAUCGCAGAGAUAUCAACCAACUACAGCUCUAUAUCUGUAUCAUACUGAUGUAUGUAUCGGCUGCCAACACGGAACUGCGAUGCCCAGAAUGACAAUUGCUUCAUUGCUUCAAAGUCAAUUGCAUGGCACAGCUGGACAGAAAGGGAAUUGGAUGUAACGUUCUUGUCCAAAUAAUUUCUACCGUAAACAUGAGUUGCUUGGUGGCCGUUCUUCAGGGCGCGGCGCCGAAUGCCUCUAGGCUGGAGAGCACGCCCAGCCGAAUGAAGGAUCAAAAUCCUGUCUCCAGCUCGUUAGAUACGAAGCGGGUGUGAAGCUUCUAGAUAAGGCUACACUCAUCGGCGCAUCUCUGCAUUUAUGUGCCUUCGCGGUCACAGGACCUGCCCUGGCAUGCUGUUGGCCAGCCAAGCUCGAGAUAUUUGCUGAGCCCGGGCUUGCAGGGCUGGUAUGCGCUUCUUGGCAGCAGUAUGAACCUCCCUCGUAUAGAUCCCUAUCUAAUUGGAGGCCCCAAUGCAAAGUCCCAAAACAACUUCAUUGAAUAAAGGACCAUGCUAGAAAUCCGGUAUUGCUCGUGUUUGUUCCUUGCAGCCACUGCCAUCUUAUACCAUGGAUCAGGCCAAUCUCUCGAUGUGACCUCCUGUCACAGAUUCUGAGGGCCUGCUAUGAACUGAGCCGGGGCUUGAAGAAGUUAUAAAUAAGAGGUCGUUUCCCAUCCUCCAAAGCUGUUCCUGGAUCGCAAGCAAGCACUUCUCAAUAUUCACUACGCUUAUUCUAAAUCUUCUUGACCCGCGAGUUUCUCGGCACCCAAAUCUCUCAAAAGUCCAUUAUCACCAACAAAAUGCGCUCAGCCCUCUACUUCCUUACGGCUUUGCUCGCCGCUGGGUCUGCUGUCGCCACUGCUAUCCCCUCUCCUGACGAUGCAGGAGGAGAGGACCUACAGGUUGUCACCCUCACCGAGGCCGACCUGGAACCAAUCUCUGAAGGAGACCUUGACAAACGUGGAUGGCGCGACUGCAAACCAGUAGUCUGCAAGAACAAAAGGCGAACAGACUGCUAUAGAGUCAACACCAAGGCGGGCACCUGCGUCAACCUGGUGUCCUCGAACGGGAAACCAUUCGUCGCUGCCUCGUCUUCUGGCAGCUGCAUGUGCACAGCCUAUUCAAGGAAGGGAUGCCCCAUCUGGAGUGGAGAUACUUAUGGCUGGACCGGUGCCGCAGUCUUCAAAUUCAAAGCGAAGAGUCUCAAAUGCUACAUCUAUUAAGUUUGGGGAGGGACGGGUGGUGGAUGUAUAUAUGCAGUUGCUCUUUUGCUAUUUUGAACUCUUUUCCUCACGUAUAGUCAGUCAUUUUCGCCCUUACUAUAUGAUUUGAGCGUUGAGAUUUUAUUUUACUUCUCUUUUUUGGGUGGAUUUUGCUCCCGUGGACAGAGGUGAAGUGUACCAAGUACUUGUAGAGGCGUAAUUAUAAGCAGGUGAAUCACAUGCUGAAUAAAAAUUGGGCACUAAGAUACCUAUCAAUGAGACCUACAACCUCCCGGGAUCUUUGCACUUCGUGUUCGUUUACAGUAAUUGACAGUAAUAAGAGGAACGCUAGCGGCUAACCCGCCUCUGCCAUUCAAUGAUUUGUAGUCGUUUAAAAACCCCUUGAGAAAAGUAGGGUUAAAUGGUAGUGGUAUCCCUUG
Molecule: messenger RNA, 1705 nt
Organism: Blastomyces dermatitidis ER-3
Lineage: Eukaryota; Fungi; Ascomycota; Eurotiomycetes; Onygenales; Ajellomycetaceae
Exons: 3
Coding region: 864-1286 (140 amino acids)
Source: RefSeq, a predicted model, not a curated record